Rotaria socialis is the source of this 918-nucleotide messenger RNA. The record is from the annotation of a GenBank genome assembly. NCBI's taxonomy places the organism in Eukaryota, Metazoa, Rotifera, Eurotatoria, Philodinida, Philodinidae.
AUGGCAUCAAAAAAAGAACGAAUUUCAACUGAUGCUGCUUUGAACAGAAAUAUGUCGACUGUACCAAGAGAUACUGGUCCAAGAAAUUAUCAAUGCGACGUACAAAAUACAAAAGAAGGCCUUGGAGCAUGCGGUUGGUUUCUUGUUGUAUUAUCCUAUAUUCUUUGUGUAAUUACAUUUCCAUUUUCACUUUGUGUUACUGUAAAAGUUGUACAAGAAUAUGAACGAGUAGUUAUUAUGCGUCUUGGUCGAAUUCUCUCAGGUGGCGCCAAAGGUCCUGGUUUAUUCUUUAUUUUACCAUGUGUUGAUUCAAUAACUAAAGUCGAUUUGCGAACUGUUACUUUCGAUGUUCCUCCUCAAGAAAUUCUUACAAAAGAUUCUGUGACAGUUUCAGUAGAUGCUGUUGUCUAUUUUCGAAUAUGUAAUCCAACAAUCAGCGUAAUUAAUGUCGAAAAUUCAGGUAAUUCAACACAAUUACUUGCAGCAACAACACUUCGUAAUAUUUUGGGUACAAAAACUUUACAAGAAAUUUUAUCUGAUCGUGAAAAUAUUUCACAUUCAAUGCAAGUUCAUCUUGAUGAAGGAACUGAACCAUGGGGAGUUCAAGUCGAACGUGUUGAAGUCAAAGACGUCCGAUUGCCUGUCAGUAUGCAACGUAGUAUGGCUACUGAAGCUGAAGCUGCUCGAGAAGCCCGUGCGAAGGUCAUUGCGGCUGAAGGUGAAAAAAAUGCAUCGCGAUCAUUAAAAGAAGCUGCUGAUAUAAUUAGUGAAAGUCCAAUUGCAUUACAAUUACGCUACCUUCAAACAUUAACACAGGUAGCAGCUGAGAAAAAUUCAACAAUCAUUUUUCCAAUACCUAUCGAACUGUUGAGCUUGGCUAAAUCUCGUGGAUCGCGUACAACUGCGAGUGCUUUUUGA